CAAACAAAAAUUCCAAAUUCCAAAUUCCCAACCUUUUUCCUCCCUUUCUUCCCCCACUCUCCGCCGCUCAAUCUGCACCUUUUUCCUUUGCUUCACUCCACAAUUCUCCCUAUAAUACACAAAACCCUAACCCCUUUUCAAAGUUAUAAAAAAAAAAAAAAAAAAAAACACAAAAAACCAGCCAUUCCGCAGAAUUCUUGAACACAAAAUGAAGUUAAAGAAACCCCAUAUAUGUUUCUUGAUUUUCUUGUCAUAUGUUGGCUCUGUAUACUCUCAGUCAAGUGCUUCAGAUGCUUCAGUUAUGCAAGAAUUGAAAAAACAAAUCAACCCACCAAGUUCACUAAGUUGGGUUGACCCAAACCCGUGUAAAUGGGGUAAAGUUCAGUGUACUAAAGAUGGCAGAGUAACAAGGAUCCAAAUUGGAAAUCAAGGGCUUAAAGGUUCUUUACCACCAAAUAUCAAUAACUUAACGGAAUUGCAAGUUUUUGAAGUACAAAAGAAUGGGCUUACUGGGUCAUUACCAAGUUUUGCUGGGUUAAGUUCGUUGCAAAGUAUUCUUGUUUCUGAGAAUGGGUUUACUUCAAUUCCUAGUGACUUUUUUGAUGGUAUGACUUCUUUACAAACUGUGUAUUUGGAUAAAAAUCCCUUUUCACCAUGGUCUGUACCAGAUAGUCUUAAAAGUGCUUCUUCUUUGCAAUUGUUUUCGGCUAAUUCUGCUAAUGUUAGUGGAAAAAUCCCUGAUUUCUUUGGUGGUGAUACGUUUCCUAGUUUAACUGAUUUACAUUUGUCGUUUAAUAAUUUGGAUGGUCCUUUGCCUUCGAGUUUUUCGGGUUCUUCGAUACAGACUUUAUGGUUAAAUGGUCUAGGAGGUAAGUUGAAUGGUUCAAUAGCUGUGGUACAAAAUAUGACACAAUUAACCCAACUAUGGUUGCAAGGCAAUGAGUUUACAGGCCCUUUGCCUGAUUUUUCGGGGUUAACGCAGUUGCAAAAUAUUAGUGUGAGAGAUAAUAGCCUGACUGGUCCAGUGCCGGAAUCUUUGGUUAAUCUUCCUUCGUUAAACACGGUUAAUUUGACAAACAACUUAUUCCAAGGGCCUGUGCCGAAAUUUGCAGCUUCGGUGCUAGUGGAUCUGUUGCCUGAUACAAAUAGUUUUUGUUUGUCAACGCCUGGUCCUUGUGAUUCGCGGGUUAAUACGUUGUUGGCUGUGGCUAAGGAUGUGGGGUACCCUAAGGAGUUUGCUGAGAAUUGGAAGGGGAAUGAUCCUUGCUCGCCUUGGAAGGGCAUAACUUGUGAUGGUGGGAACAUUACAGUGCUGAAUUUUCAGAAAAUGGGUCUUACGGGGAAAAUCUCUCCCAGCUACUCGUCUAUUACAUCAUUACAAAAGUUGAUGCUAGCGAACAAUUUUCUUACAGGAACUAUUCCGACUGAGCUCGCGUCGCUGCCUAACUUAAGGGAAUUGGAUGUUUCUAACAAUCAACUUUAUGGAAAACUUCCACCAUUUAAGAGCAAUGUAAUGGUGAUAACUGAAGGCAAUGUCAAUAUUGGGAAGGAUAAUCCACCUCCAACUGUCCCCGGAACACCUGGAGCACCUUCCGGGAGCACUCCUAGUUCGCCCGAUGGGGGUGGAGGUGGAAAAACUCAUGGAAAUGGUGGUAAAAAAUCUUCAACUGGAGUUGUUGUGGGGUCAGUGAUAGGUGGUGUUGGUGCUGUUGUGGCUGCUGGUUUGUUUGUGUUUUGUCUUUACAGGACUAAGCACAAGAGGUCUGGUAGAGUUCAGAGUCCACACACAGUGGUUAUUCAUCCUCAACAUUCGGGUUCUGACCAAGAUGCUGUUAAGAUCACAGUUGCUGGUUCAAGUGUCAAUGGAGGGACAACCGAAACCUAUAGUUGUGGAAGCAGUGCACCUGGGGACUUACACAUUGUUGAGGCUGGUAACAUGGUGAUUUCCAUCCAAGUUUUGAGGAAUGUCACUAACAACUUCAGCCAGGAGAAUAUAUUGGGGAGAGGUGGAUUUGGAACUGUUUAUAAGGGGGAGUUGCAUGAUGGAACUAAAAUUGCUGUUAAGAGGAUGGAAUCUGGAGUUAUGAGCGAGAAGGGUUUGGAUGAGUUCAAGUCUGAGAUUGCGGUGCUUACUAAGGUUCGCCACAGGCAUUUGGUUGCACUGCUAGGAUAUUGCUUGGAUGGAAAUGAGAGGCUACUUGUAUAUGAAUACAUGCCACAAGGGACAGUGAGCAGGUAUCUUUUCAACUGGAACGAAGAAGGGUUAAAACCCCUCGAAUGGACAAGGAGGCUAAUUAUUGCAUUGGAUGUUGCAAGGGGUGUUGAAUAUCUUCACGGUUUAGCUCAACAGAGCUUCAUUCAUAGAGAUCUGAAGCCAUCAAACAUUCUUUUGGGAGAUGAUAUGAGGGCAAAAGUUGCAGAUUUUGGACUUGUUCGCCUUGCUCCUGAUGGAAAAGCUUCAUUGGUUACAAGGUUAGCUGGAACUUUUGGCUAUCUUGCACCAGAAUAUGCAGUUACGGGCCGAGUAACCACUAAGAUUGAUGUGUUUAGCUUCGGUGUAAUUUUGAUGGAGCUUAUUACUGGGAGAAAAGCUCUUGAUGAAUCACAACCUGAGGAAAGCAUGCAUCUUGUGCCAUGGUUCCGCAGAAUGCAUAUAAAUAAAGAGACAUUCCGGAAGGCCAUUGACCAAACAAUAGAUCUUGAUGAAGAAACUCUGGCCAGUGUCAGCACAGUUGCUGAGCUGGCCGGUUACUUCUGUGCUCGGGAACCCCAUCAGAGACCCGACAUGGGCCAUGCUGUUAAUGUCCUUUCAUCUCUGGCUGAGCUCUGGAAACCAGCAGAGGUGGAUGAGGAUGAAAUAUAUGGAAUCGAUUAUGACAUGACCCUACCUCAAGCAGUUAAGAAGUGGCAGGCUCUCGAGGGAAUGAGUGGCAUUGACGGCUCUUCUUCAUACAUUGGCAGCAGUGAGAAUACACAAACGAGUAUACCCACUCGGCCAUCUGGAUUUGCUGAUUCGUUUACAUCAGUAGAUGGAAGAUAAUUUGAUCGUCCACCAAUAAUACUGGUGGAGCUUUUGGCCUAAUGUUGUUGGUGCCCUUUAGAGUGUUGGUUUGUUCAUUCCUUGUAAUCAUCCCUUAAAUCUAUCUUCCCCUUCUUUUUCUCCCUUUCUUGGUUCUGCAGGGUUUUGUUGAGAUCCUAGUAUAUGGAGUUGCUUUCAUCUGAUUCUUCUUAAACAUUUACUUUCCUGUGCUUUCUUUCUAGAAGUUAUCCAAUAUGCAAAUAUUAUGAGGCAAUUUCUGAUUUCA
This is a messenger RNA of Lycium ferocissimum, 3305 nucleotides long. RefSeq names its product receptor protein kinase TMK1-like. The coding region runs from base 209 to 3040 and encodes 943 amino acids. Lineage: Eukaryota; Viridiplantae; Streptophyta; Magnoliopsida; Solanales; Solanaceae. The record is from RefSeq and is a predicted model, not a curated record. Gene Ontology annotation, biological process: protein phosphorylation. Gene Ontology annotation, molecular function: protein kinase activity; ATP binding. The transcript is spliced from 2 exons.